Rotaria sordida is the source of this 939-nucleotide messenger RNA. NCBI's taxonomy places the organism in Eukaryota, Metazoa, Rotifera, Eurotatoria, Philodinida, Philodinidae. The record is from the annotation of a GenBank genome assembly.
AUGAGUUUUUCACAAAGUAUUUUACAUCAGAAGCUAUGUCAAUCAUCAAUAUUAUUUCAUAUUGAAAGUAAAAUAGAAAAUGUUUCAUUAAAUUCUGCUUAUUUCCUUGGAACAGUUCAUGUACCUCAAAAUCUUAUUUGGCCUUAUUUUUCAAAUGAUAUUCUCAAUAAUAGUGAUGAAUAUUGGGUAGAAAUCGAUCUUACUGAUCCUUUAUUUCGGGUGCAUGUUAAUCGAUGUAUAAUUGAUCAACUACUACCAAAACAACAAGCUCGAUUACGUGUCAAAACAUGGCCUCAAUUUCUUAAUGAUACAAAACGAAACCAUAUCAAUAAAUCAAUGAAUCCUCAUUUGAUUGCUGAAUGGAGACAUUGGAUAAUUAAUAAUGAUAUAGAAAUAUCAUUUGAUUAUUUUUGGCGUAAUCGUACAAUAACUGAUGAUACAAUUUUAGAUCAUCAUAUUAUUCUUGAGGCUUAUCGAAAAGAAAAAUAUGUUGGAUCACUUGAAAAAUUUUCAAAUACUUCUUGUGAGAAGGCAGCUCGAAUAAAUAAAUUGAAUCCAUUUUUAAAGAAAUUUAUACGUGAAUUAAUUUCUCAUUGGUAUAAUUGUGAUUGGUUUGAUGACGCAUUUAAUGAAUUUUUUGAUGAUAGUGAAACUGAUAUGAAAAUACGAAAUGAAAAAAUGGUAAAUAAUAUUCGACAAAUAUUAAAAUCAAAAGCUGAUAGAAAAAUUCUAUUUGUUGUUGGUGCAGCUCAUCUAUUUGGUAAUAAUAGUAUUAAUUCUAUGCUUGAUGAAUAUCACAUUAAACAGAUUGAUUCACCUAGUGAAAAUUUUCCUUCUGAACUCUGUACACAAGAAAUAUUUGAAGGAACGACUAAUGAAAUUAAAGCUAUUUUAAAUGAUACAAAUGUUGAAUCAGACGAUAAUGCUUCUGCUGCUUGA